Molecule: messenger RNA, 3393 nt
Organism: Oncorhynchus masou masou (cherry salmon)
Lineage: Eukaryota; Metazoa; Chordata; Actinopteri; Salmoniformes; Salmonidae
Product: protein phosphatase 1 regulatory subunit 14A-like
Exons: 4
Coding region: 163-606 (147 amino acids)
Biological process (GO): regulation of phosphorylation
Cellular component (GO): cytoplasm
Molecular function (GO): protein serine/threonine phosphatase inhibitor activity
Source: RefSeq, a predicted model, not a curated record
AGCUAAUCUCAAUCAAAUAAACAGUUACCCGGGUCUGUAAGGUGUGGCGCUAGGACCCAUUGCCGAUUUCUUCACCAGUGCGCUACUAUUGCCAACGAUCGUGCACUUCUUUAAUAACUCCCUUGGUUCAUAGUCUGCACGUGUCUGUCAUCCAAAGUGGAUAUGGCUGCGAACCGGGUCGGGAGGAGAUGUAACAACAAGGUCCAUUCCCCGAGUAGGGGUCCAGGUAGGGACCCGGGGCUUAGCUUGCAGAAGAGGCAAGCACGGGUCACGGUAAAGUACAACAGAAAGGAGCUCCAAAGACGCUUGGAUGUGGAGAAGUGGAUUGACUGUAGUCUGGACGAGCUCUAUGUGGGCAGGGAGGAGGAGAUGCCGGAGGAGGUGAACAUCGACGAGCUGUUAGACCUGAAGAGUGACGAGGAGAGAACUCACAGGCUCCAGGAAAUGUUUCACACCUGCAAUAACACAGAGGUUUUCAUCAAGGAGCUGGUGUUGAAACUCCACGGUCUGCAGAAACAGGAGGACCUCCACAACGAUGGCAUCGAACAACCCCAGCUUCACAUCUUCCCCAACCGGCAAGAUUCUGCAGACCGAGAGGUGAUCUGAAGGCCCUGUUAUGUUACCCUUCAAACCCAGCACCCCAUUCCCCAGCCCGAUGUCAUGGACCUUACCUGAAAAACAUGCAUAACAUUGAGUCUUGCGGGUCUAUACACUUUGCGCUACACACUGUCAAAUACACAGAUCUGACCACUUAUCAGAAACAUUGCUGACACCUUAUCUUCUAUCCACACACACACACACACACACACACACACACACACACACACACACACACACACACACACACACACACACACACACACACACACACACACACACACACACACACACACACACACACACACACACACACACACACACACACACACACACACCACAAUGCACAGGCAGUCCCUGCAACAUUUGGACCUCUCCAAUGUCAUAUGAAUUAUGUUUUAUUUUUGUCAACUUAUAAAGUGUCCGAAUUGUGUGAAACAGGCUGCUUCUCUGUUGGGUCGCUACUGCUACUUGUGUUCUGUGUUCCUCGAAUUGUUCUGCUGUUCUCUCUUAUUUUCCAGUACAUUGCAUAAUGCUUUUAUUGGAAAGCCCAUGAAGGUGUCAACUGUUGGUCUGUGUCUUAUGUUGUGAGAUGCACCUCUAAUUCUGUUUAGCUCAUAAACCAUAGUCAGAGUCCAGCAAGAUACUGUAGGUACCAGUGUCAGUCUGAAGUUAAGAAGGACCACUAGGCUUUCAUAUACCCAAUGGGUUUGUCGAUUGUACCUAGCUACAAGCAGGCCUACCAUAUUUUCAAACUGUAUCCAGCAACAUGAGACAAUAGUUCAUGUGGUCAAGUGGAAGAACAAAUCUCUCUCUCUCUCUCUCUCUCUCUCUCUCUCUCUCUCUCUCUCUCUCUCUCUCUCUCUCUCUCUCUCUCUCUCUCUCUCUCUCUCUCUCUCUCUCAUAUAUAUAUAUAUAUAUAUAAGGGGAGAAAUAUUGUGUUGUGAUAUUCCCAGUGAGUUUAAUGACCAUAUACAUAAAGCUAGAAAGGAUAUUUUUCAUGAAGACCAAGCAGUAUUGCUUGGCAGGUUGUCAACUGUCACUCACAAAGUGCGUUUAGGCUAGCUAUUAAGGAAAAUGUAAGAUAACAUUUAAAGCUGUCAGCAAUACCAGGUCCUUUAUUUCUUACCCAAGUGUUUGUAUAUCUAUAGAUGGAAUGCUGAGGAUUUUUCAGUCAGCUAAAGGAUAGUACCCCAACUGCUUCACUAUUGCCCAUCAGGUACACAAUGUUUCGUUUUGCAUCAUUUUCAACACGGUUUGUAAAUGUGUAGAUCUCUGGCUGGUUGUAUUGCUUGUAUAUUGGUUUGAAUACAUUUUAAAUUCAGCUUUUCCAAGAGUAACUUUAAAUCUUUAGGAUUCAUACAGUAUAGUGUUUUCUAGAUUAGAGGCUGUAUUUACGUAUUACUGCAAGGUAGUGUUGGCCAAUGUGUUUAUUUAUUGAAUUGUUUUAUUUUUUUAGAUGUGAUGUAUGGAUAAACAGCGCCCUCUCCUGGCUAAAUGUACUGAGCAGUAAUUUACAACAACAUUACAUUUGACCAUGACAGUCUACUCUGCACACCUUUUGGAAACCGGGUGUUUAUUUAAUCCCAUAGGGGUCAACCCAUUUACCAUCACUGUAAAUAGAUUGCUAGAGUGUGACUGAGGGUAGACAGAUAGUAGCCUAUAUGAUGCUAAGUGAAGUGUCAGUGCAAUGAUACAUGUAAUAUCAGAGACGGGUCAGAUAUUUCAAGCAUCCAUAACUUUAUCACAGCAAUCCUACAGUAUGAACUCUAAAUCAAUCCAGUCCAAUACUAUCUAAUCUGACAGACAUGGUUCAUUGGAAUAGCCUGUAGAUGGCAGGAGAACACAAGUCAACGGUUCCUUUCUCAUUGUAUUAACGAGGAGACAGGACACCAUCGAGUCAGCUUCAGGAAUGUCUUUAGUAAGAUGAAACCAGAUAUGCUUAGAGAGCAUUAUGGGUACUGUAGUACAUCAUGCUACACCUCCUUUUAUCAUGCUACCGUCGUUAGCCUCAAUUUCACAAUUUACGGUGGAAUUUUGCAUUGCUCUAAAACGCUCUGUGUAUGUAUAUGCCUGUUUGUUGCUGAAGCUUGUUGGAUCCACCAGUCACAGACCAACCAGGCUCCUCGUCACCUUCACAGUUGUGUUGUGCGUGUGUGUGUGUGCUGUCAACACACCUUUGACUAUAUUUGUCGUGUAAACAUGACAAAUUCCACCUGGAAUUAAGGACUUCUGGUCUGUAAGGUGCAUAUUUAGAAAUGUCGUCAUGUGUCAUGUGUCAUGAUCAUGGAAUCAGAUGAACUUGUGAACUUUACCCCUUGACAGUCCAUGAUGGUUUGGUAUAAGUGUUGUUCCACAAAAUGAGUGCCUUUUGCAUCCCUUUGCUAUUUUAAGUAGAAAUUGUGCGGCAAUAUUGAAUUUUAAAAGCCGGUUAUAUGAAUAAAUGUGCCCUUUAAUAUAGACCACAUAGAUAAUUCAAUACAUCUGAUUUUAAAUACGAAUAAAGACUAACUAAAGUGCCAAAAUUCAACAUUUUGACACCCUCUGUGACUUCUAGGAACCCGCUUAAUCCCCACAUUUCUUUUAUGUUUUCACCAUCCUUGUAAAACCCUAGUUAUUUUGGUGCUUUGACAAAGUCAAUUCUGAAAAUUCUUAUUUAUUUAAUGUGAUUAGCGAUUCAUUUAUGACUGUCCCUCAUUUUAAAGUCAACCCUGUUAGGUGAACUGAACUCUCAUUUUAAUGUAGUGAAACUAUUCUUUUUCAAAUAUCUUUUCAAAAUAAACAUUGAAUAUCUAA